This is a messenger RNA of Notodromas monacha, 349 nucleotides long. The record is from the annotation of a GenBank genome assembly. NCBI's taxonomy places the organism in Eukaryota, Metazoa, Arthropoda, Ostracoda, Podocopida, Cyprididae.
UAAUUGCUGAUUGACUUCGGAUAUUCAUGCAGAUGUUCCCGAGAACGUUGGAAUGCCUACGCAAUAUUCAAUGGAUACUGCUGAAGUUUUGGCCGGUUUAGCUGAUGGAGAUUCUCGACGUGCAACUCAAUUCGGAAUUGGAGGAUCAACGCAAGAAACGAGGGAAUCGAACCGGCCUGUGAGAGAAGUUCGAGCAUCUUCGAAUAUCGUUAUCAAUCGGGAGUCUUUACCAUCAUCAUCAGGCGUUGGUUUGUCUGCACGUGAACGCCUGAAGCAACGCAUAGAAUCGAUGCCGGAAGAAGAAAUACAAAUCUUGCUGCAUUUGUACGAAACUGACGUAAAACGGAGA